AUGCAAGGCAAUUACUAUUCAGGCUCAGACUCUCUUUUCAAUCCAUUGUAUGAGACCUCAAACGGAAAUAUGCCGCUCGCUACAUCGACAUCAAUGUCUAACUCAGAUAUGGAUACAUUGGCGAUGCAGCUCAUGCAAUUGAACCUUCCUAAAUCGUCGUCCAAUCUUCAAUCUCUGCAAACUCACAAAGGGGCUACUUAUUCUUCGAGCAACGACUUCUAUAUGUCCUGGCCCACGUAUUCCAAUCAAACGGCCAAUGCUGUCUCAAAAGCGCCUUCAAAUAAUCAGUCUUCUGCAUACAUGAAUAUUCAACAGCAAAGACACAUAGACCAGAGAGGCUCUCAGACGCAAAAGUCAGGCUCUCCGGAGUCUGUUGCGGAGAUCGAAGAUCACAAAAUUCAGCUUGAGCUAAAAGAUUCUAUCAUUAAAAAGCUGGAAGAGGAGGUUGCGAGAUUGAACACAAUUCUGAGGGUUUCCGAUAGUGAUGAUAAUAAGAAAACAUUUGAAAUACCAAAGAAUCACGAACAGUUAUACACAAAGCUCACAGAAAAGCUCCAAGCUGCCCAAGAGGAGCUGGAGGAAACGAAGCUUAGACUGGAAGUCGUUUUGACUGCUGUUGCAUUGAACCCGAACCAGUCGAUCACUAAGACUGGGAGGUACGACGAGGAGGAGAUCGCGCACAAGAUCAUUACCAAGAUGCAGAUGCUGACCGAGGAGAACGAGGAAAUGGCCAAGAUGCUGAGCUACGGCAAAUCAAAGGAGAAGGAUAUUGAGAUUGGACUUUUGAGAAAACAGAAUGUAGAGCUGAAGAGCAAGGUUGCCAAGCUAGAAGUCAAAUUGAAAGAGCUUAAGAAAUAA
Molecule: messenger RNA, 858 nt
Organism: Ogataea parapolymorpha DL-1
Lineage: Eukaryota; Fungi; Ascomycota; Pichiomycetes; Pichiales; Pichiaceae
Exons: 1
Coding region: 1-858 (285 amino acids)
Source: RefSeq, a predicted model, not a curated record